Nasonia vitripennis (jewel wasp) is the source of this 2206-nucleotide messenger RNA. It is a transcript of the gene 26-29-p, whose product is annotated as digestive cysteine proteinase 1. Gene Ontology annotation, biological process: immune response. Gene Ontology annotation, cellular component: lysosome. The transcript has 12 exons. The record is from RefSeq and is a predicted model, not a curated record. Bases 274 to 1935 code for a protein of 553 amino acids. NCBI's taxonomy places the organism in Eukaryota, Metazoa, Arthropoda, Insecta, Hymenoptera, Pteromalidae. Gene Ontology annotation, molecular function: cysteine-type endopeptidase activity.
UUGCUUCUCGACGCAACAAUUGCAAACCGACGCUCGCCUCAGUAGCGGGCAUCGAGCUUCUCCAUCGACACGGAGGUAAGUUGACGAAGACGACAAUAACGUUUUAAAACAUUCGAAUUUGUUUCUGCGACGAGUAGAAUUUUCUUAUGGAAUUCGGCAUCGAUGCAGAGAUUGACUCACCGCAUCGUCACCUGACAAAAAGCAAAUGCCAUUAAUUGCUGCAGCAAAUCCUUUUAAGAUAAACGGGCUUUCUUUGUCGUGUCGAGAAGCAGAAUGAAAAUGUUUCUUCUUGCCUUUAACUGCAUUUUUCUGCUAUGCGGACUUUGUUCUGCCAGCCCUGUGAAAGCUCCGUUAUUUAGCACAGGCUAUACUGCAAAGGGAACCUUGUAUAUUCCCUAUGCCGAAAUUCGUGAACCCUUUUAUGCAUGGUAUGAUGCCCAAAGUGGUAACAGCAGAAUAGAUUACUAUGGAGGUAUGGUCAAAACUUACCAACUAUCAAAGGAAGGACCUUAUGGAAGUAGCAUUAAAAUUGCUCCAGUGACAGAUGAAGACAAUUUUAAUAAAGAAACCUGCCUCCAAGUUAAUGGAACUAGUGAUGCUAGAAUAGAUUUACAAACUAUAAUACCAGAUACAACUGGAAUGGAGUGCAUUGGUGAGGAAAUGAUCAAUGGUUUGGCUUGUGAGAAAUGGCGCCUGAUAGAUAGUUUUGGAGAAAAAACGAAUAAAUAUACUUUGUGGAUUCGGUACAAGAAAUCACCGUCGACUCCUCAAAUGAAGGAAGCUAUACCAGUAAGAUAUGAAAUGCGAGGUUUCAAUACACUCUUAGGAUCUCAUUAUGAUCACUAUUACUUGGACUAUGACUGGUAUUCCUUUGAAACACCAAGCUCUGAAGUUUUCCAAGUUGAGCAAAAUGCAAGUUGUGUCAGCUUCCCUGGUCCAGGAGAACAUCGAAUUUACACAUUCAAUCCAAUGAAGGAAUUCAUUCACAACCAUCAAGCACAUGUUGACAUGGCUUUUGAUCGCUUCAAGAAAACGCACAACAAAAAUUAUGCCCACGAUUUGGAGCACAAGCAAAGAAAAGAACAUUUUAGGCAUAAUCUUAGAUUUAUUCACUCCAUAAAUCGCGCUAACUUGGGUUUCACAUUGGAUGUUAAUCAUCUGGCAGAUCGUAAUGAAGCCGAAUUAAAAGUUCUACGUGGAAAACAGUACACUCAGCAUGGAUAUAAUGGAGGAAUGCCGUUCCCCCAUGAUGUGGAAAAAGAAAAAGCUGAUGUUCCAGACAGUUUUGAUUGGAGGCUAUAUGGAGCUGUUACGCCUGUAAAAGAUCAAUCUGUAUGUGGCUCUUGUUGGAGUUUUGGUACAACUGGAGCAGUAGAAGGCGCCUAUUUCAUGAAGUAUAAGAAAUUAGUAAGGCUUUCGCAACAGGCUCUCAUUGAUUGUUCCUGGGGCUUUGGGAAUAAUGGUUGUGAUGGUGGCGAAGACUUCCGUUCUUACCAGUGGAUAAUAAAACAUGGAGGUUUACCAACGGAAGAAGAAUAUGGUGGUUAUCUUGGCCAGGAUGGAUAUUGUCAUAUCAAGAAUGUAACACAAAUUGCAAAACUGAAAGGAUUCGUUAAUGUCGAUACUAAUAACGUAGAUGCUAUGAAGCUUGCUCUUUUCAAGCAUGGCCCAAUAUCAGUAGCCAUCGACGCUUCUCACAAAACGUUUUCGUUCUACUCAAACGGCGUUUAUUAUGAACCAGCUUGUGGCAACACAGAGAAUUCGCUUGAUCACGCUGUUUUAGCUGUGGGUUAUGGAACCAUAAAUGGAAAAGGAUUCUGGCUCAUCAAGAACUCGUGGUCUAAUUAUUGGGGUAACGAUGGAUAUAUAUUGAUGGCGCAAAAGAACAAUAACUGCGGUGUCAUGACUGCGCCAACAUAUGCUAUUGCAGCUUAAUUAGUGAGUUUAUUUUAUUGAAACGGUAAUACUGAAAUCGUAUGACUCUUUUAUACAAAAAAUAUACAAAAGUGUUAAUCAUACUACAUUCUGAAGAAGUGUAGUAAACGAUUGAUUAAUUAGAUAAUUUAAUUUUAUACGAAUUUAUUGUUCUAAGAAACCAUGAGGCUACUCAUUUUAUGUAAAAAAAGAAAGUAAUAAAAAGCAAUAAAAUGUUUUCAUUGCUUAGUUGGAGGGUGUUUUGUAUAUAAUAAAAUACAACGACUCUCGA